This is a messenger RNA of Dicrocoelium dendriticum, 208 nucleotides long. The record is from the annotation of a GenBank genome assembly. Lineage: Eukaryota; Metazoa; Platyhelminthes; Trematoda; Plagiorchiida; Dicrocoeliidae.
AUGUUGCAAGCACAGCUACUUAAAAUUUUGCACCUGUUUGUGAUCUAUAAAGCACUAAAGGUGCAUUUACCAAAUACGAGUGUUUCAGUACUCGAUUUGGUUUUAGCUUGUUUGGUGUUGAUGGGAAUGGCGAACCAAAUGGAUCGGUGUUCCGCAUCCACCUCAGUCUCCGACAAUACUCUCGUGUCGGCCAAAUCGAGUUAUUACC